GUAAUGGUGAUGAAGGUCAGAAUGACUCUUUCUCUUCCUCUCAUCUUUCUGCUCAUGAUUUCUGGAGUUUUUGGACAAAUCUGGAAAGUGUUUUAUAAAACGGGAUCAAUAUGUGCUCUUAAAGGAUCCACAGUAAACAUGUCAUGCUCGUACACAUACCCUCAGCAGUAUACAUUAAAUUAUACAUUCUGGUUCAGGAGAUGGGAUAGAGAGAUGCAAAAUUUAAAAGCAUAUCCAGAGUAUAAAGACAGGGUUGAAUACAUUGAAGACAGACAAAACAAAACUACCAUCCUCAGACUGCACAACGUCACUAAAAAUGAUGAGAGCGAGUAUUGUUGCAGAUACAUAAUUGAAAAAGAUAAAGAAAGAUGGAUUGAUCAACCAGGAAUUCAACUUAAAGUUUCUGCUCUUCAGGUAAAGGCACCACAGCUGGUGCUGGAGAAAGAAAGAGUCAAUCUGACCUGUGAAACCACAUGCAGUCUGACAGACGCAUUCAUCUGGUACAAAAAUGGACAGGCUUUAAAGAUCCACAGCAAAACACUCCAGCUUCAGUCAGAGCGCAGUGAUUCUGGGCGUUACAGCUGCGCCAUCAGAGGACAUGAACACCUGCCCUCUCCUGCUGUCAGCAUCACACUCAUGUAUCCUCCAAAGAGUGUCUCGGUGUCCGUCAGUCCAUCUGGUGAAAUAGUGGAGGGAGUUUCAGUGACUCUGAUCUGCAGCUGUGACUCAAACCCUCCUGCUCUGAACUUCAGCUGGUUUAAGGAGAAUCAAAGCCCAGCUGUUGGAUCUGGACAGAGUUUCAGCAUCUCCAGCUUUAACUCCAGUCACAGCGGACGCUACUAUUGUGAGGCUCAGAAUCAAUAUGGAUCUCAGAGAUCAGCGUCUGUUUCAGUCUCUGUUAAAGUUGUAGGACAUCUCGCGAUAUUAUACGUAUUCAUUGGAUUGAUUUGCGGAGCUGCAGUUGGCGUUGUGAUAUUUCUAAUUUGGCGAAGC
This is a messenger RNA of Sinocyclocheilus grahami, 993 nucleotides long. RefSeq names its product sialoadhesin-like. The transcript has 6 exons. The record is from RefSeq and is a predicted model, not a curated record. The annotation marks the transcript as partial. Lineage: Eukaryota; Metazoa; Chordata; Actinopteri; Cypriniformes; Cyprinidae.